Molecule: messenger RNA, 1193 nt
Organism: Nelumbo nucifera (sacred lotus)
Lineage: Eukaryota; Viridiplantae; Streptophyta; Magnoliopsida; Proteales; Nelumbonaceae
Biological process (GO): ubiquitin-dependent protein catabolic process
Cellular component (GO): nucleus
Molecular function (GO): ubiquitin protein ligase activity
Source: RefSeq, a predicted model, not a curated record
UCCCUUUUAUUCCAUUCAUGUUUUCUUUCAUUAUCAUGGCAAACAAGAAUACAUUCCCUUUAGAUACUUACUGGAAACAGAGAAAAAGAAGUUGGUAUUGAGCCACGUCCAUCAAUAUCACCCAAAUGCAGAACAAAGUUUGGCUAUAAUUAACAGACCAGAGCCCCACCCAUCUCCAUCCCUCAAAACUUCUCGAGGUGUUAAGGAAUAUUGAAAUUCGAUCUUCAAUCAUCUGAUCGGAGGAGGAGGAGACAUCAUGAACAGCAGGCAUCUGGGAAGUGAUUAUGGCAACUAUUCUCCUUUUGAUCAUCACUGGUUCUGGACAAGCUCAAUUCGCCGAACCAUUGAAUUCAACGUCGCUAGCGCUGCACAGGAAGAAAGUAGAGGAGAACUGGGUCAGUGGCCGUCUGAUCAGGAGAGGUUGAGAAUCAGACAUCGUUUUAUAGGAUAUCAUCCGAGGCAAUCCCUUUCCCCGAUACCAAUUGAUCUUCUUCUCAGUAAUGAGAUGGCGCAAGGGGUGAACGCUCAGCUCGUUCCACAGUCCCAGCGGAUGAGGAUCAUGGACGAGCGGAGCCUGCAAACCCCUCCACAAGAGUACUCCAGACUGACCCAAGAAGAGAAAAAGAAGGUUGUAGAGAAGCUGAGAAAGGAGGUUUACAAUCCACCCAGGAAAACAAAACCACAGCUUUACUACAGAAACAAGAGUAGCAUCAGCACCGAGCUCGAGGAAGAAGACGGCGAAGCCAAGGGUUGUUCAAUUUGCUUAGAAGACUUUGUUCUCCAUGAGCAAGUCCUGAUCACUCCAUGCAAUCACAUGUUCCAUGGAGACUGCAUCCUUCCAUGGGUGAAGAGCCAAGGUCAGUGUCCUGUGUGUAGAUUCAUGCUCUAUGAACCAAGGAGGAGUACUGCAUUGCCCAUUAUAAACAGCAGAAAUAUUGAAAUUCCGGCGCCGGCCACCAAUGAUCCCAUUGGAGCUAAUCAAUUGUUUGCACUGAUAAGGACCAUGGAAGAGGCCUUGGACUGGCCACUGGGUGGGCACCCUCACUGAUAUAAACAUGCAGAUCACUGAAGGAGACGAUGAUAUUCCCUGAACAUAUUCAGGUAACGUAGACUGCACUGCACCAGGCGGUCCAGGCCUGGGCUACUUCUUUUGGUUCAUGCGGUAAACCUGGAUUUACCGUGGCCCAUCUCAA